UUGAUCGGGCAGUGGCGCUGUCGAUUUUUUCCCCAGCGCCCAAACAACAAACCAUAUCCACUGGGAAAGACAUUUCACUCGACUGCAAAGUUUUGAACCUCUCCCUUCCUUCUUUCCCAUCGUAAAUGGCUCUUUUACAACCCCAAAAGACCCUUCAAAUCACCUCCAAUCUCUUCCCCAUCUGUAAUUUUAGCUCCAUUCGACCUUCCAUUUCAAUUCCUUUCUCAGCCUCAAAAACCCAUCAUCAAAAUGCGCUUCUUUCCUCUUCCAGCAGCAGACCCUUCUCACUCUCAACCACUCCAAGAAGGACUUUGUGCGAACCCCCUAAAGGAAAGUACAUCCACGACGAUUAUCUUGUGAAGAAGAUGACGGCUGCCGAAGUGCAGGAGUUAGUGAAGGGGGAAAGAAAUGUACCACUUAUAAUCGAUUUUUAUGCAACAUGGUGCGGGCCCUGCAUUCUAAUGGCUCAAGAACUUGAAAUGCUUGCUGUAGAGUACGAGAACAAUGCAAUGAUCGUCAAGGUUGAUACAGAUGACGAAUAUGAAUUUUCACGCGAUAUGCAGGUGAGAGGACUGCCUACACUUUUCUUCAUUAGCCCAGAUCCAAAUAAAGAAGCUAUCCGCACCGAAGGUCUCAUUCCAAUCCAGAUGAUGCGAGAUAUCAUCGAUAAAGAGAUGUGAACUGUGAAGAAAGGAGCAUCGAGCAUACCUCUCAUCAACACUGCUGGAAAAUUGGGGGCUCAAAAUCCGUACAAGACCAUCUUAGAGCCUUCAAUGGAGGUUACCGGCCUCCUGUAAGUCAUGUUUUAAUCAAUUUGAGACAGGGACAAGGGAGAUUUGAAUAGCAGAAAAUCAUGAAAGUAGGAUAGAAACUCAUCUAGUUUUAGCAUGUUCCCACCAUUUUGUAAUGAAAACAGAGUCGUCUAUUCUAUAGGAACUAGGAAGUAUUAUUCUGUAGUAACAACUCAACCAACAAAGAUUUAGUUGGUUUAAAAUUUAGUCAUGAUGUUCAAAAUUUUCCACUUGAGAAAAACUA
Messenger RNA from Benincasa hispida (wax gourd), 1035 nucleotides. Its product is annotated as Thioredoxin z. Gene Ontology annotation, biological process: plastid organization; cell redox homeostasis. Gene Ontology annotation, cellular component: thylakoid. Gene Ontology annotation, molecular function: protein-disulfide reductase activity. Lineage: Eukaryota; Viridiplantae; Streptophyta; Magnoliopsida; Cucurbitales; Cucurbitaceae. The record is from RefSeq and is a predicted model, not a curated record.